Chionomys nivalis (European snow vole) is the source of this 744-nucleotide messenger RNA. It is a transcript of the gene Scrg1, whose product is annotated as stimulator of chondrogenesis 1. The record is from RefSeq and is a predicted model, not a curated record. Lineage: Eukaryota; Metazoa; Chordata; Mammalia; Rodentia; Cricetidae. The transcript is spliced from 3 exons. The coding region runs from base 145 to 438 and encodes 97 amino acids.
GGCAGACAAAGGUUCAUUUGUACGGAACUGCCUUCCAGCACCUCCUCUCUCCUCCUUUGCCCAGACUAUCCAGUGAGCUGGAGCCUUUAAGAAGAUUCCUCUGCCAAUAAGACUGAAAAGAAAGUAAAAGGAACAAAAGCCAAGAUGAAAUUGGUGAUGCUUGUCACCCUCGGGCUAACUUUGCUGUUGGGAGCCCAAGCCAUGCCUUCGAGUCGCCUUUCCUGCUACAGAAAGAUGCUGAAAGACCGUAACUGUCACAGCCUUCCAGAGGGCAGAGCCGACCUGACGCUGAUCGACCCGAAUGUCCAGCAUCACUUCUGGGAUGGGAAGGGAUGCGAGAUGAUCUGUUACUGCAAUUUCAGCGAACUGCUCUGCUGCCCAAAAGAUGUCUUCUUCGGACCAAAGAUCUCCUUUGUGAUCCCCUGCAACAGUCCCUGAGGAUCUGCAUGCAUUCUGGAGAAGGCGGUCCCUAAUUUCCCACAAACUGCACCAGUGUAGCUACAGUUGUGAUUUCCAUCGUCUAAGAAAGCCCAGAUUGUAUAAAGUCUCACUUGCCCUAGUAAACCUGGCUUAAGCAGCAAUAAAAGUUACCUCCCUUUGGCUUGUCUCUGUAGAUGUUGUUAGUCCUGCUUAAAAUGUUUGGCUAGAGGACCUUUACUUAGGAGUUCACUACAUCCAGUAAGGGGCCUGUCCCCUAAUGGAUAGCCACAAUCCUGAUUCAAAGAUAGAAAACUUCAGUUGUUG